Messenger RNA from Gossypium raimondii (Peruvian cotton), 1357 nucleotides. RefSeq names its product VQ motif-containing protein 9. The record is from RefSeq and is a predicted model, not a curated record. The coding region runs from base 233 to 1183 and encodes 316 amino acids. NCBI's taxonomy places the organism in Eukaryota, Viridiplantae, Streptophyta, Magnoliopsida, Malvales, Malvaceae. The transcript has 2 exons.
AAACUGGUAAGGGGUGAAAGUCUUUUAGACCCAUCAUUCCUAUCAUCUUUUAUGGUUCCAUAAAUAAAUGAAAGAAACCUCCAUUAUCUCCCUCUUCAUCUCUUUGCCUUUGUCCCUACUCGCCGACCCUUAAACCCCCCAUUUGUGUCUGCAAAAUCUCACUUAUUGUUUUGCUUACAUAUACAAAUCGCUUGUUAGAUCCAUUGACAGAUAGAGAAAAAAGGGUUUAAAAAUGGAUAAAAGCUGUCAAUCUUCUGGUGAAUCCUCCAUUACUAGCAAUAGCUCCACUGCUAACAAUAGAGAUCAUUACCUUAAACACCUUAACAAGCUUUCCCAUAAGAUUUCUAAACCCUCUUCUUCCACCACCGCCGCCGCCGUCGCUGCCUCCGCCGCUGGUCCGCUCAUCAGGAAGUCUUCUUUUGAACUGACCCAGAAUCUUACACAGGCUCAGCUUCCGCCUCCGCCACCGCCGCCUCCGAAUCCUAGCCAAAGUGGUCUCCAGGCUCAACAACACCAGCCACCUGUUUACAACAUCAACAAAAACGACUUCAGGGAUGUGGUGCAGAAGCUUACCGGUUCACCGGCUCACGAGCGCUUUUCUACUCCGCAGCCAAUCCACCAACCCAAACCACAAAGCUCUCGGCUUCAAAGGAUCCGACCUCCUCCUUUGCCGCAUGUUAGUAAUCGUCCUUCUCCCAUGAUGAAUAUGAACCCUUCCGGUUGCUCUCAAUCUAACCCUCCCGUCGGUGGCCCUACUGUUAAUAGCUUCAUGAAUCAAAGGCCACCUGCUACCGCCCCUCUUUCACCACUCCCACCACUCCCGACUGUACUCGCGGCGGCCGAAUCCCCUGUCUCUGCCUAUAUGCGUUGCCUACAAAACUCCUUAUCCACCUCUGUUGAUCCUAACCCAAAACAAUUCACUGGGUUCCCACCAUUAGCCCCACUCGUUUCACCCCGUUGGAACAACUUGACCGCCCCGCAACAACAACAACAACCUCCGCCGCCGCCGCCGCAGCAACAGCCACAGGUAUCAUCACCACUACCAUUCGGCUGCUUGAAUUCCCCACGGUCACCCUAUGCUUUACUUUCCCCAAGCUUGCUAUUUUCUCCAAAUUCGGGUCAACUAGGAUUCCCUCUUUCACCAACAGUGCCCGUGCCCAUCCCAAAAUGGCGAAGUCUUUGAUAAUUUGUGGAGAGGGAAAGGAAGCUAAAAGUCACUAAAAUUGUUGACUUUGAAUAUGAAUGCUAUUGGGUUUGGAGAGCAAAUGGUGUUUCCUGUGAGGAUGAAGACUUUUCUUGAAGUUGAGGCAAAAUGGCUAAUUUUAGUGCUUGGAAAAGCUUUUACAAAAAACUUGGU